Molecule: messenger RNA, 8537 nt
Organism: Malaya genurostris
Lineage: Eukaryota; Metazoa; Arthropoda; Insecta; Diptera; Culicidae
Gene: prd1
Exons: 9
Coding region: 331-4860 (1509 amino acids)
Biological process (GO): Golgi organization; positive regulation of membrane tubulation; regulation of protein localization
Cellular component (GO): endosome membrane
Molecular function (GO): kinesin binding
Source: RefSeq, a predicted model, not a curated record
CUCGACACAAAAAAAUCGAAUCGCACUGAAAAUGUCUAGUUACGAUCGUUAGCAUUGAUUAGGGAAGCGAAAAUUCCUUCUGGGUUGUCUAAUAUUGCCCAAUCUAACUCCAAAUCUGUUCCUUUCGAUGAUGCAAAGUGCCGAGAAGUGGAAAAUGGUUUUCAAAGGUGCCGAUUCGGUGCAAAAGUGAAGCAAAUGGUGCUUUAAAAGUGUGUCCUUUUCCGUGUAGCGAACAAGGAAGACAGUGGCACUUUCAAGAGAGGUGAAAAAUCGAUUUUUGUCGGAGGCUUGAAAAAUUGCAUCUAUUAUUGCGACGUUUAUCCUUUGACGAUGGAUGUAAUUGCUUUGAAAUUGGAAAAUCCGGAAGCGCUUCGAGGAGGCAAUAACAAUAAUAGCAUCAGUGCGGGCAGCUGUGAUAGAUUGGAGGACAAAUUGGAGGCAUCAGCAGUUCCAGGAAUGACGAGUAGCAUAGCUAGUAUCUUAGAUGAUACCACACCGAGUGAUUCCGGAAUUCAACUUCUGGAUUCGGAAUCCAGUGGUCUCACCGAAUCGAUGAUAUCCAGUGCCGGUGGGUUUGAUUUCGAGGUAACAAAUCUACAGAAUAACAACAACAAUGAAAAGCUGGCGCUGGAUAGUCCAAUCAAGGAAGUACUGGGCAAGUAUGCGGAAGUUGACAUCCAAAACACAAGCGGUGGGGCCGAAGAAGAUGAGAUAGAGCAAGCAAUGACUAGCAGCCAGCUGCCAGAUGAGAUGAUCUCGAGCACUUGUUCAACAUUCGACACGGAAAAUAUUGUAUACAGAAGAAGGGUAAAGAAAACGGGCCAAGCACCGUGUAAAACUCCGAAGAAAAGGGUUUCCUUUCACGAAGACAUUCUUAAAAAUACGAAAACUGACAACAUUCACAUUGAGCAUGGGUUUAUUACUUAUAAAUCAGGAGCGAAUAAACACAAACAACCGGUUGGGGUUAAAGGACGGUACUCCUGGUGUUCCGAACAUAACGACGACGGGUUGGACUAUGCCGAUGAAGACGCAGAUGAGAACCGUCAGUACGUGUACAGGAAUGCGUGUUCGGAUGUUUUGGAUUACGGCAAAACAGACGUCUUCGAAAACAUUGAGGAUGAGAAAAAUUUUGUCAAAUAUGACAACUCUGGGGUAUUUGAAUAUGGUCCUCCCGAAAAACGCAGUGCUUCUAAACAUAAUAAAAACGGCAAAGAAUUCUACGAAUGCAGUUGUUCAGGGUCCAAUUCCAGUUUGGACUCGGGCAGUAGCAAUGAAGCCUCGAAUUACAAGCAAAACAAAUCAAACAGCUGUGAAUGUAUUGGCCAGGGUCGACAUCAGAACAAAAGUAACAACAAUAUAAUAUUGGACAAUUGCUACUACAGUGAGCCUAACAUCGAGCAUCUGGACGAAUUCAACGGAAACAAUUUGACUGAUGGAGAACGGGUAACGAAAUCGGUAUGGAGCAAAGAGAAGAAACCAAAAAGCAGCUGCUUGAAGAAAACCAAACGAAACAUGAUGUACACUAACAUUGUCGUACCGGAAUAUGAUUUGACCAAGAAGGUCAAAAAAUUUAAUGUGCACCAUUUAUCGGUGAUUGACAAUAGUAAAAUGAUUUUUGGUUCAUUAAAAGACAUUUUUGGCAUCGCACUACCGGAACGCGGUGUUCCGGAAGGAUCGGAAGAUCUUUCUACGGUUCGGGAAUGUAUACCGGAAGUAAACGAUUCGAUGAUUGACGAUUUCACCGUGGUUCAAAAGCCUAAAAACUUUUUGUCUAAAAGUUUGGAUGGUGGUUUCAACAGCAACAACAAACAAAACGGACCGAAAAAGUACGUGCACAAUGUAGAUGAACAGCUUCGUCGUAAAAACGACGAAGAUUUGUUUGCUCCAAGCCGAACGAAUAGCUUGGAAGACGAGGAAGAAUCUCAGAAACUACCCGAAUCUGAACAAAUUCAACAACCAUCGCAAAUAAGCGACCAGCAACCGAAGGCUCCCUAUCGCAACAAGUAUAUUAUAAACGGCGAAAGCACAGUGUUUGAGCAUACUGGAGUUUCGUACUGCUACGAUGGAGAUGGAGAAGCUAGUCCUACCGCAGAAGAAAGCCCUUCUCAAAGAGAGUUGCUAUUCGGUGAAACGACCAGCGGAUCUUUCAUGGGCAAAUCGCAAAUUAAGAAAAAAUUGUCUAACAUUUUCCAAAAGAUGAAUGUAAUUAGCUCAAAUGCAACUUCACCAACGACCCGCAGCGGUGGGGAUGGUUUGGAUGCCCCUCCAGGACUAAAAGUGACACCUUCUCAGUCUAGAAAGCAAUCGAAAGAUGAACUCGAUAAUGGGCCAGGCGGCAUGGUAGAAUCGACGGUCGAGAAGAAAACUGACAACCGAAUGGAAAGUAGUACAAUUUUCUCCUGUGGAAGUGAUCACAGUUCUUCGGUGUUGUCGGAAUCGAGCAAAGAGCAGAAGAGUGCACAUUCACGCGAACAUGCAAUUUCGAAUCUCAGCUCACCUCGUGGUUCAAUCACCGGCACUAAAAACCGUCAUCUUCCUUCGCCAAUGCGCAAAAAGUCCCUAACUACCCGGUUGGACUCAUCCCGGACACGGAUGAGUCCAGAUCUGUUUAAUCUAGGUGGAAUGGCACCUCCGGUAGGUCGUCAUUUGAACGUCGAUCGACAACUUUUAUCGGAUGAGUUCGACGAUAUCCUAACGGUAACAACCAGUGCCACCAACGACACUGACAAAGAUAGCAGUGAUAUCGUUAUUCUGGAUUAUCCGUCGAGUAGCAGCACUCCAACUCCACAACCGGAUGUUAUCGAGAUGCCGCCCGAACGAAUUCCUUUCAUUCCACCCGGUAGUCGGCGACACAAUCCCAUGACAGCGUCGACCAGUUCAACGUCGACCUCCAAAAGCUCUCUUAUUAAUCGGUUCCUUCGGAACGUCACGCAGAAGAAGAUUCUCGAGGCCACAAUCAAACAGAACAGUUUCUUCCAGUCGAAACUAAGCACGGAAAGAAAACUGUUCGAUAAUUUGGUUCCGAAGGGGGUUAAAUCUUUGAAUCGAGAUUUGAUUGAGGAUUUGAAUGCGGAAAUAGCUAUGGAAAUAGAACUGAGUUCGUCUGCCUGUCAGCUUGAUAGGAUUCAACUGAACGAUUGUCACGUUGGUCAAACUGGAUAUGGAUUGUCACUUGCCGAUGUGAAAUUUGAUGGAGGCGGCGUAGGAGUCGGUGAAAUUCCCGUGGAAAUUUUCAACGGUAAUCGUUUGCACAUUUUCCGUAACGAGAACGAAGUCUUGAUGAAAGUUUUCAAGCUGUACAAUGGAUAUAGUCGGGAAGGGUACAUGACUCCGGUGUUGGUGUUUUUGACUGAUAAAACUCUGUACGUGACGGAUCAGGUCAGGAAUCGACUGUGUAACAAAUUUGUACUUCCCUACUCGGAACUGGACGUAAUACUGGUCGGUCCCUACGGCAAUACGGUUCUGUUGAGUAACUCUGCCCGGGAUAUGCAGCAAGUAUUGCUAGCGGGUGGUCCUUAUCCGGCCGAUGGUUUAGUUUCGAGCUUGGAAAUGUGUGCUCGAAGGGGUGGCUCUAUUUUACCGGCCGUUGGACAACUGACGCUAGAUCACUUGGCUCCACUGCAGGCUUUCGUUCGGGAUAAUUCGAAUGUUAGCCAUGAUGAUUCUUGGAAAUACUAUGCCGUUGUAAAUACUCCGGCCGGGACGCUGGGCGGCGAAGAAGAACCGUUGGGACCGCAUCUGAAGGGACCUCUGAUGCAUAGGAGAAUGUCGCAUGCAGGGUUUGUUGACAAUUGGGCGGCUGGAUAUUUUCUUUUGAAAGCUGGAGUGCUGUACCUGUUUGCGGAUGCAAGCCAAAAACUCCCGACGUGGGCGGUAGCCUUGGCGGAAUGUCAAGGAGCAAGACGUUCGCUUCAUUCGGGAAGACCGUACUGUUUCGAGUUGUUACUAAGAACUGGCGCUCUGCAGCUUGCUGCUCCCGAUGAGUACGUUGCAUCCGAUUGGUUGCAAGCCUUGGUGCAAGCUGCCAGUGGGCUAUUCGAGGUUCAGGAACGUCGACGAACGCUGGGAUGCACGUUGAUUAUGACAUCCAAUCAUUUGUUGACCCUUCGGGAAGAUUUUAGUUCUCCGCUGAGAAGAAACACAAUUUCGACGAGCGCAAAUUCUAGUCUUAUGAUGUCCCCGUCAAAGGAGAACGUCAACCCGAAUGUACAGCAAACCGGAGAGCCUAGAAAAUUGAGCAACUCAAACUUAUUGGAUACUUCCAGUGAGAUAAGCUCGAUCCGUUCAACUGGAAGCACUCCGACGAAAGUCCACGGUAUCAUCAGUUCCGAUCGUCGCUCGAAUUCCACAACCAGCACCCCAACCAAAGGUAGCAGUUUGCAGCAGUUUAACGACCGGGACAAACAGGCGAUCAAUUCUCCUUCGAGAAGCUACCGUCGUCCUUCAUCGUUGGUUGAUGGGCUGGUACUGGGCUCGAACGAAGAGAAAAGCUACACCAACAUGAGCAGUUUCUACGGGAAAAAUUCCGGCCUGGAAGUUUUGACUUGCGCAAGUAUUGAUGAGAUGUCGGCCGUCAAAAUACCGGCCAUUUCCUCCAAUUGGUGGUGUGUCUUGGAAUUCGAAUGCCAGGAAGUUCGAGAAAACUCCGACGACCUUGUGGUAUUCUUUUCGACAAGCUCGGAACAGGAACGUUUCCUGUCGAUGCUGGAAUCAAUCUGGCACUCCAAGAAGGACGAACCUUUUCCGGCGUCGAUCGUGACCAGUGAGAAUGAACUGUACCAGCACUGCUCAAAACUGUUUCUCGAGAUCAAUCGAUCCUGGGAACCACUGUUGUCCGCUGCCUUAGGCUAUCCACAGUAAGUUCGGAUCUGCCGGGCCAACCGUACGGUAGGUAUCAGGUGCAUAUGUACAUACGAUUGGGGACGGAUACGGUUCCUUUCCCGUAAUGAUUGCUCGUACAAAACUUUCGUUACACCUGGAAGACCUGUUAGUAGGAAUCUUCGGAAUCGGAUGGUGAUAGGUAUUCAAGGCUAUACCCUAAACUGUGCUUUGUUAGAACUUUUGUUUUGGGCUGGAUCCAAAAAUAAAUGAAAUGUAGGUUAUUAUUUGCGGCUUGGAAAGGUUUCGUUGCGGCUUAUCGACCGGAUGAGAGUCGAUCGUUGAAUGAUUUGAACGAGUUAUUAUUUUGAGCCUAAGAUUGUAUACAGUUGUAGUAGGAGAAGACAAUAUUUACCGCAAACAUUUAACUUAAAAAAAAGUGUAAUCACAAUAGUUGAAACAAAGUAUUAAACAAAAACAAAACAAACCUUUUCCAUGCAAAAUGAUUAAACAAUUUAUACGUGUAAGAAAUAUUUAGCUUUAUAUAUAGUCAAUGUGCAGUUUAAACAAUGGUUAGCUUUCUAUGGUAAAAAUAUUUGAUACAUUCUCGGUGCAGCUCUGCAUCUAUCUGCUAUCUAACGAGCUUGCUUACAAUCAUCGCUGCUAUUUCUUCGUUUUGUUAUUCCUGUUCAUUUUAAAGCAUACCAAAUAUGAAAAAACUACAAGGAUCAGCCCCAUGGGGUUGUUCGAGCCAUUGAUGUGGAACAAGGCAACCAAAAUCUCCAAUGAUCGACAUUUUCAAUUAAUCAUCAUACUUUUGAAUCCGCAAAUGCACGAGAGUCUGCUUAGAUUGAUCUUUAUUAGGAACCAACACCGAACACGCGAACCCGGAAUAUAGACUCUGUUUGUCGUGAUUUGUAUUUGUUUUGUAGCUGACGAAAUUACAUCAAUAGCCCAAAUGUAUGCAAUUAUAUGUUUGUACAUAAUUGCGAUACGGAUAUCGAUAUUUAAGCUUCACUUUGUCAAGCUUGUGUUCAAGUAUUGUAUGCGAGCAGUUAUUUUUAUAGCGUUUCUCUACCAUUACUGCCAAUCUGCGAUUUCGGUUGAAGCGAUAAACUAUUUCUCAUUAUCAAUCGAGUUCAUCUUAUUUAAAUUGGAAAUUAAUCUUAAGUACUCAAAAUUUACCCUGAGGUAGUCGCAAAUUUCUCAGGCGAAAACGACAUAACAUAGAAUUUCAUCCGAACUCGCAUGACACAAGAUCGGAGCAUACCCAUUAAAGCUUUAAAUCGUUUUAUGGCACUUUUUGUCUUGCUGUCUAGCAACAACCUACCCCUAGCAUGCUACUCGUUGGACUGAAACGUUAGCUAAAAUUUUGCUUAUAUUUAUAGCUUCGCGUGCUUCCAACAGCUUCGCUUUUGCAUCGAUUGACCAAUCAGAACGAUGCUUUCCCUUUGAUAUAUCGCUUACUCCUUCAAAACCGUCGACUAUGGCAGGGAAAUCCGGUAUGCUGGAGAUUUGUUGCAGACAAAAUAGGACACUGCUAGCUAUUAAUCAACAUUUCAAUCAUAUAUAAUUGAAAAUACGUGGUUUGAUACAUUCAAAUCGAAACAUAGAAAUAUUUCCAAUCAAAUGGUGACAUAAUAUUAAUAAUUGAUACAAAAUAGACUGAGCUGUAAGGGUUUAAAACCUGACCACAUAUCUACGUGUAUUUUUCUUGAGUUUCCCCAAUAUAGAAAACAAAAAUGUGUUCCACAUGAAAAAAUUGAACUUGAUCGAUUUAAUUUGUUCCCUAUAUUUCCGUUCUUCGGGUUGUUUUGAAAAACCGUUUUGACUCGAACCGUCAACUGAAAUUCUAGUUACAUGUCCGUUCAACUUUUGCUGUCAUGGUUCAGGUGUAUUGGCCUUCAUUGCUAAACUACGUUUAUGUAUUUCUCCGCGAAUAUCAUUUUCGAAGAGCACCAGUGAGCUUAACUACACAAUUUUUUCUACCAUCUCAAUAUCGUCAUCGUCUUUCGAUAUUCGUGGUCAGUGGCGAUCCUUUCCUUCCACAUAUUUUGGCUUCAUCGCAACCGCCUAACACCACAAAUUUCCUUACGUUAGAAACAUCAGUGUCAACUGUGAAAACAAAAAUGUGGACGGAAUAUGCAGCUGCAAAUCGCUUAUCAAAUCAAAAAGUUAUUGUAGAACCUUUCAGUAGGCACAAGUUUAUAUCUGUCAAGAAUAUGUUCUCGAGCUAUGUUAUUUUUCCUAAACUAUUUUUACAUACGUUUCGUCGUCCGUCAUUAUGCAUUUUUUGUCUCCGAUUAGAAUCCUUGUUAUAAAACUACAUUGACACGAAUAAUCGUUUAUUUCAAACUACAAUCAGGUCGAUGAAGGCUCGAGGACAUGUCGGUAUUUCGGCAGGCAAGGCUGUUGCACUGGCGUAUUUGGGCCCUUUUGUUGGCUGUUCUAUCAACCGUUGCUUACCCCGGACAAAGGAUCAGAAAGUUUUUUUGGACCGAAGAGACGAAGGACCUUAAGGUUAAAACCUAAAUAAUCGAAAUAAUUAAAGAACGGAUCUGUUCGUCAUUUCGUAAAGUUCACACUGCAAUAGCGUUACGAAAUUACUUUAGAUUCGAUCGCUCAAUCGCUAUUUCCCUGUUCGAUUAUUUACUUCUUCUGGUAACAGUUCGGCUGAAAAGUUCGUAUCGUUUAAUAGAAACACACAUUUUUUUGCCAAAAUUCGUUUUUAUUAUUCAACAUAAUUGCCAUCAGAGGCGAUACAGCGAUUAUAGCGAUCUUCCAACUUUUCGAUACCAUUUUUGUAGUACGAUUUGUCCUUUGCCUCAAAAUAGGCCUCAGUUCCAGCGAUUACCUUUUCAUUGCUUCUAAAUUUUUUACCAGCGAGCAUUCUCUUGAGGUCUGAGAACAGGAAAAAGUCACUGGGGGCCAAAUCUGGAGAAUACGGUGGAUGAGGAAGCAAUUCGAAGCCCAAUUCGUUCAAUUUCAGCAUGGUUUUCAUCCACUAGUGACACGGUGCAUUGUCUUGAUGAAACAAAACUUUUUUCUUCUUCAAAUGAGGCCGUUUUUUUGAAAUUUCGUCCUUCAAACGCUCUAAUAACGCUAUAUAAUAGUCACUGUUGAUGGUUUUUCCCUUUUUAAGGUAGUCGAUGAAAAUUAUACCAUGCGAAUCCCAAAAAACAGACGCCAUAACCUUACCGACCGAUUGUUGAGUCUUUCCACGCUUUGGGUUCGGUUCAUCGCGUGCAGUCCACUCAGCUGACUGUCGAUUGGACUCCGGAGUGAAGUGAUGGAGCCAUGUUUCGUCCAUUGUUAUAUAUCGACGAAAAAAAUCGGUUUUAUUUCGAUAUAACAGCUCCAAACACUGCUCAGAAUCAUCAAUUCGUUGUUGUUUUUGAUCGAUUGUGAGCUCACGCGGCACCCAUUUUGCACAAAGCUUUCUCAUAUCCAAAUAUUCGUGAAUAACAUGUUCAACACGUUCCUUUGAUAUCUUUAGGGUGUCAGCUAUCUCGAUCAACUUCACUUUACGGUCAUUGAAAAUCAUUUUGUGGAUUUUUUUCACGUUUUCAUCGGUAACAGCCUCUUUUGGACGUCCACUGCGUUCAUCGUCUUCGGUGCUCAUAUGACCAGUACGAAAUUUUGCAAACCACUUACGAAUUGUUGCUUCGCCCGGUGCAGAGUCUGGAUAACACUCAUCAAGCCAUUUUUUGGUUUCGGCG